Molecule: messenger RNA, 2658 nt
Organism: Agrilus planipennis (emerald ash borer)
Lineage: Eukaryota; Metazoa; Arthropoda; Insecta; Coleoptera; Buprestidae
Product: general transcriptional corepressor trfA-like
Exons: 3
Coding region: 262-2640 (792 amino acids)
Biological process (GO): DNA replication; double-strand break repair via homologous recombination
Cellular component (GO): cytoplasm; nucleus; chromosome
Molecular function (GO): four-way junction helicase activity; ATP binding; zinc ion binding
Source: RefSeq, a predicted model, not a curated record
ACUUUGAUUGUUGUAAAGAAAAUAUUAAUGCAGUGAUUAUAUUAAAAUUUGGUGUCCUAUUAUUAGAAUAAAUCGUAAUUAAUAAUUCUUAAUCGUAUUAAUCAUAAGCCGUUACAGGUUACAUGGACAUCUAGACACACUAUAAUUUAAACUUCAAACUAAUAAACGUUUUAACCUAAAAAAUUACAAAUAUGCAUAAUUAGUGCUAGAAUUUGUGCUUUUUAUUUAAUUUUGUGUUUGUUUAAUUGUUUACUGUUUUUAAUGGAUGAUAUUCACGAUUCUACCAUUUACGAUAAAUGUAAAUAUAAAGUAAAAUUAUGGGAACAUCAAUUUAAAAAACAACACGGUAGAAUUCCAUCCAAGUUAGAUAUUAGGGAAGCUGAUAAAGACAUACGAGAAGCAUACAAAACAUAUUUUCAUCUAAAGACUGCUGCUCUCGAAAAAAGUUUACAAGAUGUGGAUUUAUUUUCUGAUGAAGAUUCAUCCUCAAUACCUGAAAGUAAAGUUUCUACUAGUGAGCUAGAAGAAAAUAUUUCCAAUUCUACAAAUGAUAAUUCCCAGAAUAAUAAAGUUUGGGGUAAUCAUUUACUUAAGAAAGAAAAGGAAGUACAAAAGGAAAAGAAUUCUACAAAUUUGAAAUCUUCAUUUACUGAGAAGUUGUUAAAAAAUGCAAAACCACUAAGGAGAUUUCAACGAAAGUCGUUAUCAUUUAAUAAAAGGAAAAGUGAAAAUAAUUUAAAUGAAGAAAAAUCUUUGUCUCAGCCUAAUCCAGUUGAUUUUCAAAAUUGUUUUCAAGGAAGAGACUGCACUCAUAAUGAUAAUAAUUGUAAUAACGAUCCUAUUCUUUCAAAAUGUACAAUAUUUCAAAAGCCUUUGGAAAUUAAAUCAACAAAUAUUAUUCAGAGUAUACUAAGUAAUAAUUACAGGCAAAGGGAAACAGUUGAUAAAGACUGGUUAAAUAGAAUAGUGUUACCUGAACUACAAAGUAAUAGUGAAAAAGAAAACACUGACUAUAAUAGUGAUGAUGUUAUUGCAGAGUCAGAUGAAGAAGAGGCUUUGCAUGUUGUAAAAAAGUCAAAAAUUAUUACAAAUAAACUUUCCAGUUGUAGGAAAGAAUCAUCAAGUAAAAACAUCGAAACAGAAAGAAGUAUAGAAGCCACUAAUAGUUCACAAAAAAAUGUAAAUGUAUCUGAAAAUUUUAAUCCCAAUGAGUUGACAGUUACAGACAAAAAUACAAAAUUAAGGCAUACAUCUCGUAAAAUAAAAUUAGUUAGUUUUAAAGAAAGUAGUGAUGAAGAAGAUGAUCAAUACAUCUUUAAAUCAGAUGAUGAAUCGUCCCAUGAAGAAAAGAAAGAAAAAAUAAACAAAAAGAGGCAUUGUAUCGCUUCAGAUAAAAAAGGAGUAAAUAAAUCAAAAGAGUUUAGCGUGGCUAAAAACGACAAUUACGAGUUAGAAUAUUCAGUACAAACCAGGAUAAGUUCAAAUCCUAGAAUAGAAAAUGUAAAAAAAGUAAUUUCAUCUGCCAUAAUUGUAAAUAAAGAUUUAAAAAGAAACAAAUUGCCAGUUGAAGGACUGAGCAAUUCAAAACAAAUAGAUUCUGUGAAAGAAUCAGUUGCUGAACGUAAACUUUUGAAUAAAAUAGAGUCUGGAAAGCUGAACGAAAAUUAUAUUUCCUUAAAUUUAAAAAAGAAAAUAUUUGUCCGUGGCAAAAAGAAUACAAACUUCAGCAAAAUUAAAAAAAAGCAGUGGAAGGACAAGAAAAAAGAACUGUAUGGAGUAGUUACUAACAAUUGUUCUACUGAUCGUCAAAUGUGCUUCACUUGCGGCGAAUCAGGGCAUUGGGCUAGAAAAUGUCCGAACAAGAAAGGUGAAGAAUUGUUACCUUUGGAAGCUGACACUGAAGAAUGCGUGUGUCCUACAUUAGAAGAAGCGACCGAAAUGGCAAGAACUAGUACAUUGAUAAUUAGAACACCAAAUUUUGAAAAUUAUCGCAGUAACAAAAGUUCAGAAUCUAAUCAGAACGUCUUAACAGAAGAAGGAAUAAACAACGAAUGUGAUGACGCAGAUGAUUUUGAAGAUAACUUACCCAUUGAAUUUUUAAAGGAACUGGACAAGUUGGAAGAAGAAGUUCGAAAGGUCGAUUUGAAGAAAUAUAUCGACAACACAAAAUUUGUGGAAUCGUUUUAUAAAUUGGACGAUGGAAAAAUUAUAGAAACUCCUCAGGAAGUAUUCAAAGCGUUGACAAAAUUUGGCUUUUCGAAAUUUCGCGUUGGCCAAGAAAAGGCAGUAAUGAGAAUUUUAUCAGGUCUUUCGACAUUAGUUACUUUAAGUACAGGCGCUGGCAAAAGUUUGUGUUACCAAUUACCGGCUUACUUAUAUUCUAAAAGAGAACCAUGCAUCACCCUUGUGGUGUCGCCGUUAGUAUCUUUAAUGGAAGAUCAAGUGCAGGGUGUGCCGCACUUUCUGAAGGCCGCUUGUCUUCACACGGGACAAACGAAAACACAGAAAGAGAAAGUACAAGCUGCUAUCGACUCUGGGGAGUUAGAUGUAUUAUUAGUUUCACCAGAAGCGAUAGUUGCUGGGGAAAAGUCUACCGGUAUGUGUAAUUUGAAAUUUUAUCAAAGUAUCAUCUGCCAUUAAUUGUUUCUUUAAAUUAUU